Messenger RNA from Mytilus californianus (California mussel), 3559 nucleotides. Its product is annotated as toll-like receptor 2. NCBI's taxonomy places the organism in Eukaryota, Metazoa, Mollusca, Bivalvia, Mytilida, Mytilidae. Gene Ontology annotation, biological process: toll-like receptor signaling pathway; immune response; inflammatory response. Gene Ontology annotation, cellular component: membrane. Gene Ontology annotation, molecular function: protein binding; transmembrane signaling receptor activity. The transcript has a single exon. The record is from RefSeq and is a predicted model, not a curated record. Bases 84 to 2630 code for a protein of 848 amino acids.
GGUGGAUUAAAGAGUUGAUUUAACCAUAUAAUUUUUAACCCUUGGAAUCGAAAUCAUUAUUUUAGUUUAUUUUGGAUGUGAAAAUGAAGAAGACAAUAUACCUGAUCGCUCUGUCAAUCAUCAUAACAGUAGCAAAUGCGAAUCUAGCAUCGUCAUGUAGGUACAAGAGAAAUAGAAACCAUAGGCUAAUUGCUCAUUGUGAAAAUCGGGGAUUUACAUCUGUGCCAAGGAAUCUCAGACGUGAUAUCUACGAGUUAGUUCUUUCAAAUAACUCAAUACACAUGCUGAAAAACAAUUCAUUCAUAAAUUGUUCGAAAAUGGAAAGUCUUAUUUUAACCAGAAAUAAUAUAUCAGUAAUUCACGGGGAUGCUUUUGCUGGACUAAAUUCGUUAAAAAUUUUGAAGGUAAAUGAUAAUUUGAUUAACAUCACAAUCAUUCCAAAGGGUAUAUUCAGACAUCUUAGUAAUUUAACUGUUCUAGAUAUCAGUCGAAAUAAAAAGCCAUUGCAUUUGAUAAUACCUUUUAUUUAUCCCGAUGUCACACUUUCUACACUGAACCGGUUACAAAAUCUGUCAAUGGAUCUAUUCAUGUUUCCUGUAUUUCGGUCAGGAUUCACUGCACUUCAAGACCUUAACGUGUUGAACUUUGAUACUUGUUAUUUGUAUAACAUUAGUGGAUUUAAGCUUUUGAACUCAACAUUUUUAAACUUCACUCCAAACCUGAAAGAACUUUACAUCAGCGGUUGUCGCCACUUUUUUCUAAUGGAAAAUGGACUGUUGGAAUAUUUUCCUAACUUGAAAAUUUUAGAUCUGUCCGAAUCGUAUAUUCAUUUGUAUCAAGCGUUGCGCAUUCUUCAUCCAUUUCAGAAUAAGAACAUGUCCGUUAUAAAUUUUCACCAUAUAAGUGAUAACAAAAUCAAUGAAAACGAUUUUCCGUACUCUGUUAUCAUUACAGAAGAAUUAAUGAAAUAUCUAAGAACUAUUUGCAUUGAAGCAUUGGAUUUAUCCAAAGCUGGAAUAGUGGAUUACCAGCAAAAUUCUUUGUUUUCGUUCAAACAUCCGGAAUGUUUCAAAACAUUCAUUAUAUCAGCUAAUAGAUUACCUGCAACAACAUUAGAUCAUUACAUGCAAGUAGUUAAGUUUUUCAAAAGCGCAAUCAACAUUAAAGUGUACGAUUUUUCUUAUCUUACUGUAGAUUAUAUCCAUCCAGUGUAUUUGAACGUGUACCAUCCGGGAGUUUUAGAUCAUUUUCCAGAAAUAACUAAAACAAUUCAAAUUCCUCUGCAUAUUAAUUUCUCAAUUCCAUCGUCGAUAGAAUUUCUUAGAUUUACGCAUAUACAAAUAGCUUUUACAUCAGCGUCUUUCACAUGUACCAACACAUCGCUAAAAUAUCUCGAUGUGUCAUUUGGUGUUUACCAAAAUUAUCCUGAUUUUACAGACGACUGUGGAAAGCAAAUGGAAUAUUUGGACAUUUCUGGAAUUCCAGUAACAAUCAUAACAUUUCCAUCAGUAUUCAUGCCAAAACUUUCAAUACUUAAAGUGACGAAUGCACGCAUAGACCAAAUUAUACUAAAAGGUAAACAAUGGAUGGCUUUCAGAGCUCCGAAUUUGAGAAAAAUAGACAUAUCUUUUAAUAAUCUUUGGACUUUGGAGGAAACAACAUUUUUAGAUCAGCCAAACAUAACGCAUUUAAAUAUGUCAAACAACCUUUUCAGGACCAUUCCUACUUUGAUUACCAAGCUACAAAAGUUGAAAUCUUUAGAUCUUUCCAAUAAUUUGAUCAGUUCUAUUGAUGAAACCAUAAGGUGUAGUCUGGAUAAAAUGAUGAUUUCAAAUCGGAGACUCGUCCUAAAUUUGAAUAACAACGCUUUGAUCUGCUCGUGUGACACUCUAGACUUUCUUCUGUGGUUUGCAAAAACAAAAGUAACAUUUAAGAACGGAAACACUUAUAACUGUACAAUGUCAAAAGGCAAGCAAGCCGUAUUAAGGGAGGUAAUACAAAAUACGGAGAAGUACUUCUCGGACUGCAAAGCUACUUUAUGGCUCCACGUUGGAAUAAUAUUGGUUGCUAGUGCCUUUGGUAUUUUCAUACCUCUUUCUCUUCUUUAUAACUAUAGAUGGAAAAUAAUUCUUUACAUGUACAGAAAAGUCAGGCAUGUUGUUGAAAAAAAUUUACAUGAAAACUAUAUGUACGACGCAUAUGUUUCUUAUGAAGACAGAAGCGUAGCGUGGAUACAAAAGUUUCUUCUUCCGAAAAUUGAAGAAGAAUGGGGACUUAAAGUCUGUUUACAUGAUCGAGAUCUUCUUCCUGGGGAUCUUAUUGCAGAUGCAAAAGCAGAAUCAAUUCAGCAAAGUAGACAUGUUGUAUUCAUCAUUACUGAACAUUUUACCGAAGGAAAGUGGGGAAGAUUCGAAAUAGAAAGAGCAAAGUACGAAAAGUAUACUACAAACUUUAGAAAAAUAAUUGUUAUUUUACAAAAUAUUCAAAUCAAGGAUAUUCCAGACGAAAUAAUUAACAUUUCAAAUGAUGUAUGCUUUAUUGAAUUGUCGUUGGACGAAAACGAAGCUGGUGACAAUACAGAUUAUCAAAGCAAAUGGCUUAGACUUAAGGCUCUUCUUUAUUUAAAUUAGAAAUAUAUAAAAUAUCUACAAUAAUAUCCAUACUGCGCCUCAAAGUGAAGAACACAAAGAUAAUAUAUAUUAAAACAUCUCUGUGCAUUAAACUAACCAUGCUGUUGAGAUGAACAGAAACUUAAGAAUAAACAUAUUGAAACUAUGGUAAUUUACAGAUUUAAAUUAUAGUUUAUACGAUAAAUAAUUCCUACCUACGUCAGGUGAGAUAUUUAUAGCAUACAAAUUGAGAGAACAUAGGUAUGUUUAGAAAUUACUGAGAGAACUGAGAUAUUUUAAGAAGAUUUUUUAGCCAAUCAGAUAGGAGAUAUAAGUAAAGUAUUAAUAAGCUCGUUUUAAGCUGCCAGUUCAUCGUAGCAGAUUUUAAUUUUGUUUCCCACCCGCCCCCACCUUUACCUCUUUAAAAAUGUAUACACGUAUAUAAUGAAUUAAAUAUUGGGGCUACUUACUAUUGGUCAUGUUAAUUUCGGGGAAAUUAUUUUUAACCCCCAAGUCAAUUAUACAUCAGUAUAGUAAAUAUUCUUAAUUAUCAGUUCCAAUUAUUAAGUUAUCUUAUAAGUAAGCAUGGGAUUAUUUUGCAUAUCGUGCUGCUGGUAUCCACCGCAGCCGACACCCGCUGCUGGUAUCCACCGCAGCCGAAACCCCGCUGCUGGUAUCCACCGCAGCCGAAAACCCGCUGCUGGUAUCCACCGCAGCCGACACAAUGUUGCAGGUAUCCACCGCAUCCUAUAGGUAAUAGUUUAUUUUUAGAAUAAUGUUUCAAAUUGUUUAGAUUAGGUAGAUUUUUUAUAAAGUGAGUAGCCCCCGAGAAAGCCAAAACAUAGAUACAUUUAUUGUUUGCUAUAUUGUUAUAUUUUUAUAUGUUGUCAUGUAGUUUUAGCAAUUAUAUAAUGGAAGUAGUAUAGCUUGUUUUUUAUUAGUCUAGAUAA